Messenger RNA from Stegastes partitus (bicolor damselfish), 1759 nucleotides. Its product is annotated as acidic leucine-rich nuclear phosphoprotein 32 family member E-like. Gene Ontology annotation, cellular component: nucleus. Gene Ontology annotation, molecular function: phosphatase inhibitor activity; histone binding. Gene Ontology annotation, biological process: regulation of apoptotic process. NCBI's taxonomy places the organism in Eukaryota, Metazoa, Chordata, Actinopteri, Pomacentridae. The record is from RefSeq and is a predicted model, not a curated record. The transcript has 7 exons. Bases 127 to 891 code for a protein of 254 amino acids.
UGGAGGUCGGGCAGCAGCGAACAUGGAGGUUUAGUUCUCGGCUGAUGUCCACCAGAGCAGGAGGGCCUCACUAAACCGUUUCACUUUUCCUUUGUUAUACUUUGUUUUUUCCGCCCUUCUUUCGACAUGGACAUGAAGAAGAGGAUCAGCCUGGAGCUGAGGAACAGAAAGCCCACCGAGGUGGCGGAGCUGGUAGUGGAUAACUGUCGCUCAGGUGACGGGGAAGUGGAAGGUCUGACGGAUGAGUACACAGAGCUGGAGAUCCUCAGCAUGGUGAACGUCGGCCUCAGCUCGCUCGCCAAACUGCCAUCGCUGCCCAAACUACGCAAGCUGGAGGUCAGUGAUAACACCAUCGCAGGAGGUUUGGACACACUGGCAGAGAAAUGUCCAAACCUGACGUACCUGAACCUGAGCGGGAAUAAAAUCAAAGAACUGAGCAGCAUCAAGGCGCUGCAAAACUUGAAGAACCUGAAGAGUUUGGACCUAUACAGCUGUGAGAUCACCACGCUGGACGACUAUAGAGAGGGCGUGUUUGAGCAGCUGCCACAGCUUACGUACCUGGACGGAUACGACCAGGAGGACAAUGAGGUGCCCGACUCCGAGGCCGAUAACGACGAUGACGAUGAAGGCGGUCCACAUGGAGACCUUGAUGACGACGAGGACGAUGAGGAGGACGACGAGGAGGGCUCCGACGGAGACGAGGAUGAGGUCGGCCUGUCGUACCUGAUGAAGGAGGGAAUCCAGGACGAAGAGGACGACGGCGACUAUGUGGAAGAGGAGGAGGACGAAGAGGAGGAAGAGGAGGAUGGAGAUGAGGACGGAACAGCUGUUCGAGGGGAGAAGAGGAAGAGAGACGCCGAGGACGAAGGUGACGAUGAUGACGACGAGUAGUUGGACCGCCUUCACUCGCUAUACCACCUGACCCCGACCUCUUCUCAGACUCCGCCCCCUCCGAUGACCUCUGACCCCUGUUGGCCUCAGAGCUGCAGACUGGCAGGAGGUUCAGCUGAGAUCAGGUUCAGGAGCUCACUCACCUGCAUUUACCUGCUCAUAGCUGAUGACGUCAUCGUUACCUUGGUGACGUUAUCAGCUGACAAGCAGGUAACUAAUCAACAAGCUGACUGAUCAACAAUCCUGAUUGGUCUUAAGUUUUUCUACAACCACAGCUGCUGUGAAAUCUUAUUGAUUAUCAAUCAGCUGACCUCAAACACAUCUGACAGGUUUGUUUCUCAAUAGUAAAAAAAAUAUACGAAUAUGUAUAAACUAUUCAAGUCACAUCUCAUAAUGUUAAAGUCUCACCUUCAUGAUUAUGCAUAAGUGAUAAUACUGGAACUUAGGUUACAUCACUUUAAUAUUAAUUUCAUUUUGUGCUGCUUUCACUUUGGUAAAGCAUUUGAACAGAAACACGCUGCAUUGAUCUAAAAAUAGACUUUCAGCGCCGCCAUUUUCUCACUUUCGAGCAUUGUUAAAUGAAUCAUUUAGCAAUUUAUUGAUCUGAUAUCGAUCAAGUCUUCAAAUACGAGGUGUGAUCAAAAAGUUCAGAGUCUGCUUCUGUAAAAUUCAAAACUGAUUUAAAUUUAAUCUCCAUUUCACUUGAAGUGUCUUCUUGUGCAGUGAUGCUCUGCUUCCAGAGCUCCUGCAACACUUACAACAUUCCAACGUAACGGUGAUUUUAUUGUUGUGGACAAAAAAACCAAAUGCAUUUUCAGAGUGUCACAAUUCAGAUGGUUUACUGAUCCGUCCCUAACCCUCCAAGCUC